Molecule: messenger RNA, 1089 nt
Organism: Cladocopium goreaui
Lineage: Eukaryota; Dinophyceae; Suessiales; Symbiodiniaceae
Source: the annotation of a GenBank genome assembly
AUGGCCAUGGCGCUGCGAUGGUGGUUUUGGACCUCGCGCAUGCAGAGGUCCAUCGCCCUGUUCCGUCGUCACCUGGCGCUCUCGCGGCGCCGCAGCGCCGUUCAGUGCUGGAGGCACGGUGCUACAGCGCGACGCCAAGGGCGAGCGAUGCAAAGGGCGCGGGAGGCUUUGUGGCGUCAACGCCUACGCCCUGCGCGGCUGCGGCCGCUGCUGCGCUUCUGGUCACAGGACGCGGCGCGGCGGGUGAGGCGAAGGACACAGCCACUGCGGGCGGCGUGCUUCGAACGAGAGAGUUUGUUGCGCGUGGCCUAUGGCGCCUGGCGCAGCCACUGGUCUGCCCGGCGCAACGCAACGGCGCAGCGCCGCCGCGCGGCGCUGCAGCGUUUGGAGCGGCGAAGGCCGGCUGUGUUUCAACAAUGGCACCACUGGGCACGGAAUGCUGCUGGCUUCCACAAGCAGAUCCAGCGUUUGUCCUUGCGACAUGGGGCAGAGUUGCAACGGAAAGGAUGGGGAGCGUGGCGCGGCUGGUUACGACAGCGGACGCGGGCCAAGGAACGGCAAGCUCAGGCGCUGCAGCUCUUUCUGCGCGGCGAACGCUUGGUGGCGCUGCGGAGGCUGUUGAGAGCCAAUGAGGAGCGACGGCAGCUGCAGGUGCAACGCCUCGUUGCUGCCUGGAGGGGAUCAUUGGCCUUGAAACCGUGGGUGGCGAAGUGGAAGGAGCUGUGUGAGAGGUCGGAGAGGCCAAAGCAGAUGUUGCCGCUGUCUUCAUCUAGAAGCCUCGAGGAUUUUCGACAAAAGCUCCGCGCUGAACGGAGCGAACGGAGCGAACAGACUCGCGCCGAAGCGAAACGGAUAUCGCGUUUUUUUUGGCGCCUGGAGGAUGAGCGUCGGCGGGAGGAUGAGCGUCAACGCGCGCAAGAGGACGCCAGGGACGCCAGGGACGAGCGACGGGAGGCGCGAAGGUAUCUCAAGAUUCCGCGAGGUUUUCAGCAUUGUGGCUCGAGAUGUCAAUAUUUUGGGUGGAAUUUCCAUCCUUGUGCUUUCGUCCUGUGCCCUGUGCACUUGCGUAGCAAGUGCGGCGGCACAUAA